Camelina sativa (false flax) is the source of this 2568-nucleotide messenger RNA. The record is from RefSeq and is a predicted model, not a curated record. NCBI's taxonomy places the organism in Eukaryota, Viridiplantae, Streptophyta, Magnoliopsida, Brassicales, Brassicaceae.
AUGUGGAAUUAUUCAAGAGAGUGGAUGUACAACAGGAUCGAUCAAGACACAAAUCAUAUCUCGAAGGCAUUUUUGGAGGGGGUAGAUCAGUUCAUAGCUUUUGCAAGUAACCAGUCAUCAGCACAUAACAGUGGAGGUAGGUUUCUCUACCAAUGUAUUAGAUGUCAAAAUGAAAAGUCAUUUCAUGCUCGUACGAUCUCAUCGCAUUUGCAUAGUAGAGGAUUCACGCCUGGAUAUUAUGUAUGGUUUGAACAUGGUGAGGAUUAUAAUGUGGUUGGGGAAGGAACGAGUAGUCAUUAUGGUAAUGUAGAUUAUACGUGGGGUGGUCAAUCAGUAGAAUUUGAUGGAGGGAAUGGUGGGAAUGUAUUUGCUGGUAUGGUGAAUGAUGCAUUUCAUGGUACUACACCAUUUAAUCAGUAUCAUCAACAUGAACAUGAAAGUGGAUCUCAUGUUCAUGAAGAACCUACCCAAGAUGCAAAAUGGUUUUCUGAUAUGUUAGAUGCUGCAAAUAAUCCAAUUUAUGAUGGGUGUCGGGAAGGUCAGUCGAAAUUGUCGUUGGCUGCUCGUUUCAUGAACAACAAAGUAGAUCAUAAUUUAUCUGAAACCUGCAUGGACUCAUGGGCUGAAUUAUUUACGGAGUAUUUACCAGAGGGUAAUCAGGCAACCGGUUCAUACUACGAGACAGAGUCUUUGAUGCGAAAGAUAGGAUUGCCGUACCAUACAUUUGAUGUAUGUAUAGAUAAUUGUAUGCUCUUCUGGAAAGAAGAUGCGAAGUUGGAGCAUUGCAAGUUUUGUGGAAAACCAAGGUACAAGGACACUGAGGGAAGAAAUAGAAUACCUUUUAGUCGUAUGUGGUAUUUACCUAUUACUGACAGAUUGAAGAGAAUGUACCAAUCAGAGAAGACUGCAUCGGCGAUGAGAUGGCAUGCUGAGCAUGAUUCAGAAGACGGAGUAAUGUGUCAUCCAUCUGAUGCAGCAGAGUGGAAGAAUUUCCAAUAUCUGCAUCCUACAUUUGCAGGAGAAACAAGAAACGUUUAUCUCGGAUUAUGUACAGAUGGUUUUAAUCCUUUUGGCAUGUCCAAACACCAUUCGUUAUGGCCUAUAAUCUUGACACCAUACAACUUACCUCCGGAUAUGUGCAUGAACAGUGAGUAUUUGUUCCUAACAAUUCUGAAUUCAGGACCAAAUCAUCCAAGAGCUAGUCUUGAUGUUUUCCUCCAACCGUUGAUCGACGAGUUAAAGGAGCUAUGGUACAACGGGGUUGAAGCCUAUGAUGUUUCGUUAGAUCAAAACUUCAACCUUAAAGCUGCGCUUUUAUGGACUAUUAGCGAUUUUCCGGCAUAUGGUAUGUUGUCAGGAUGGACUACUCAUGGGAGAUUAUCAUGUCCUAUUUGUAUGGAUGAUACAAAUGCUUUUUGGUUGCCGGCUGGUAGAAAGACAUGUUGGUUUGAUUGUCACAGGAGGUAUCUUCCUACAAAUCAUCCACUGCGGAAGAAUAAAAAUAACUUUCUAAAGGGAAAACAUGCUUUGAACGAUUAUCCACCGCCAUCUCUGACUGGAGAAGUUAUAUAUCAGCGUAUAAGGCAAUCUAAAGCACCUAAAACAUCUAUCUGCGGUGGAAAUGGUCAUGAAGAUAAAGUGGAAGGCUAUGGAAAGUGGCAUAAUUGGCAUAAAGAAAGCAUAUUUUGGGAGUUGCCUUAUUGGGUUGAUCUGAUUCUACGACACAAUCUUGAUUUGAUGCAUAUCGAGAAGAAUAUGCAUGAUAAUAUCAUGUAUACUACUAUGAAUGUUAAAGAUAGAUCAAAAGAUACAGUGAAGUCAAGAUUGGACAUUAAAAGAUUUUGCUCUCGGAAAGAAUUGCAUGUAGAUGACAGAGGGAGAGCUCCAAUUCCUGUUUGGAGGUUGACUCCAAAAGCAAAAGAAUGCCUAUUAGAAUGGGUCAAACAUGAGGUUAAAUUCCCUGACGGCUAUGUAUCAGAUUUGGCUAGUUGUGCAGACAUCAACGGUGGAAAGUUCUCAGGAAUGAAAAGUCAUGAUUGUCAUGUAUUUAUGGAACGACUGCUUCCGUUUAUAUUUGCAGAACUUCUACCGCGAAAUGUGCACCUUGCAUUAUCAGGGCUUGGAGCAUUUUUCCGUGAUUUAUGCAGUAGAUCGUUGGAACAAACCCGCCUUGAGGUUCUGAAGGAGAAUAUUGUGAUGAUUUUGUGUAAUUUGGAAAAAAUCUUUCCGCCUUCUUUCUUUGAUGUGAUGGAGCACUUACCUGUACAGCUCCCAUACGAAGCACAACUUGGUGGUCCUGUGCAAUACAGAUGGAUGUAUCCUUUCGAACGGGAGAUAAGGUAUAAUGAAGGUGAAGUACCUGUUUUUCCUGUACCGGUACCAGAGAUAUUCACUUAUGUGGGUCGUCCAAGUGGAAAAUGUAGUGAAUUUUGGUUAAGUGAAAAAGAGUACAAAUGUGCACAUGCAUAUGUUUUGCGCAAUUGUGACUAUUUUAGGCCACUUGAGAGGUUAUUGGAGGCGCAUAUUCGAUAUGGUGAUCCAGAACUUUCUGAGGCUGAAGUCAUCUAA